AUGGAGUUGGUGAGCGGAUUCCCGUUGCUCCUCCAGCAAUUCACGGCCUUGUUCAAGAAGAACCUCCUCCUGGCGUGGCGGCACAAAGUCGGCACCACCGUCCACCUCUUCUCUUCCUUCUUUUUCAUUUUCCUCAUCUUCUGCAUCGAGAAAGCAAUCAAUGUUCACAACGCGUCGUCCCCGGAGAACAAGAGCGUCACGGACCCCGAGCCGCUGGUCUCGCCGCCCAUCCCGCCCUGUGAGGACAAGGAUUUCAUCAAGAAGCCGUGCUAUGACUUUGUGUGGAGCGGCGACGACCCCUUGAUCAACGACAUUGUGGACGCCAUCAGGGACAACAACCCCGGCCGGCGAAUCCCCGCCGAAAAGGUGAAAGCGUUUAGAACACCGGCUGAAGUAGACGAAUGGCUGCUGGAUAAUCCUAAGACUUGCCCGGGAGCUUUGCAUUUUACGGUGAGAAGUCCCGAUGUGAUCAGCUAUGGCGUGCAGACUAAUUCCACUCAAAUUUUAAGAAGAGGGGACGGUGAAGAUCCCACCUUCAAAUUCCAAAUUCCGCUUCAGAUUGCCGCGGAGCGUGAGAUUUUUAGGCAUCUGAUUGAUGUUCCGGAUUUUAGCUGGAAUAUUUCUUUCAAGGAAUUUCCACACCCUGCAAGGGAGGUGUCCUCAGCAAUGCAGAAUAUGGGACCAGUCUUCUUCCUUGCAAGCGCAAUGUUUGCUUUUGUGUUUCAAAUGACUUCUUUGAUUACAGAGAAAGAACUAAAGCUCCGAGAGGCAAUGACGAUGAUGGGUCUUUAUGAUACCGCCUACUGGUUAUCAUGGCUUGCAUGGGAGGGAAUCAUGACAGUUCUCUCAUCGCUUUUCAUAGUUCUCUUUGGAAUGAUGUUUCAGUUCAAGUUUUUCCUAGUCAACAAUUUUCUAGUCCUGUAUCUUGUCUUCUUUCUUUUCCAAUUGAAUAUGAUUGGUUUUGCCUUCAUGCUCUCGGCCUUCAUAAGCAAGGCAUCUUCAUCCACAACUGUGGGUUUCAUCAUAUUCAUUAUUGGCUUUAUAACCCAGGCAAGAUUCUCCUGCAGGUUAACAUUUUCAUUUCAAUUAGGGGGCGUUACAGAGAUCGUUCCUUAUAAACCUGGAAUUCCUGUUCGAUAUCGAAUCGUUUGGUCUUUCUUCCCGCCCAAUCUUCUUGCCAAAGCUCUACAGAUACUCGCUAUUGCAACAGACACUGCCCAACGUGAUGGGAAGGAGGGGAUUAGGUUGAGUAAAGUAUCAGAUUGUGAAGAUGGGCAUAAAUCAUGUGUUAUAACAAUUGGUGACAUUUACAAAUGGCUUGUAGCUACAUUCUUCCUCUGGUUUCUUCUGGCUAUCUACUUUGAUAACAUUGUCGCAAAUGCAUCUGGUGUGAAAAAACCAAUGUAUUACUUUUUAACUCCUAGCUACUGGUUAGGGUCAAGUGGGGGAAAAGUACAAGAGGGUAACAAAGCGGUAACAAAGGAUCAUAUCGCUCCAGAAGAUGUGGAUGUCCUUGAAGAGGAGAACCUUGUCAAACAACAAUCUAUGGAAGGCACACUUGAUCCAAAAAUUGCAGUUCAGAUACGCGGACUUGUUAAAAUAUAUCCUGGGAAAAAAAGACCUUUUUGUUGCUGCUGUUGCUGCUGCUGCUGCAAGGAGACUAAACCUUACACCGCUGUCAAGGGAUUAUGGGUGAACUUUCCAAAGGAUCAAUUAUUUUGUCUACUUGGACCUAACGGAGCCGGGAAAAGCACAACAAUCAGUUGUUUAACUGGAAUUGCACCAAUUACUGGAGGAGAUGCAUUAAUUUAUGACCAUUCUGCCCGAAGCACCGGUGGUAUGGCAGCUAUUCGAAAACUUAUAGGAGUUUGUCCACAGUUUGAUGUUCUUUGGAAAGCAUUAACUGGGAAAGAGCACCUCCACCUGUUCGCUAAGAUUAAAGGCCUGUCCCCAUCUUCAGUAGAAAUGAUUGCUCACAAGUCAUUGGAGGAUGUGAAACUCAGUGACGCAGCUAGCAUGAGAGCUGGGAGUUACAGUGGUGGGAUGAAACGUCGCCUGAGUGUAGCAAUGGCAUUUAUUGGUGAUCCGAAGUUGAUCAUUUUAGAUGAACCGACAACAGGUAUGGAUCCCAUAACAAGAAGGCAUGUAUGGGACAUCAUUGAGGAGGCCAAGAAAGGGCGUUCAAUUCUCCUAACCACACAUUCAAUGGAAGAAGCUGACAUUUUGAGUGACCGGAUAGGAAUCAUGGCAAAGGGGAAGCUGCGUUGCAUCGGAACUUCAAUCAGGCUCAAGUCACGUUUUGGGAGUGGUUUUAUUGCUAAUGUGAGCUUCAGGGGAAGCAGUGAUCCACAAAAUCAUGAAGCAGUGAAGCACUUCUUUAAACAGCAUUUGGACGUUAUACACAAAAACGAGACCAAUUCCUAUCUGACUUUUGUUAUUCCACAAGAAAAAGAGGGACGUUUACCGAGUUUUUUUGCUGAGCUUGAACAUAGGCAACAAGAAUUUGGUAUAGUUGACAUCCAACUUGGUCUUACAACUCUAGAAGAAGUUUUCUUAAAUAUUUCAAGACAAGCGGAGCUAGAUGCCGCCAUGGCAGAGGGGAGGCUGGUUACUCUCACCUUAACAUCUGGAGAGUCAGUUGAGAUACCCGUAGGAGCCAAGUAUGCGACGAUUCCAAAAACAGAAUCCGAAGAGCAUCCACAAGGUCUUAUGGUAGAAGUUUACUGGGAUCAAGAUGAGACCGGCAAACUUUGCAUUGCUGGUCACUCAUCCGAAACUCCAGUACCUCGUAACAUUGAUCCCAGGAGUUUACAUUAG
Messenger RNA from Fragaria vesca subsp. vesca, 2817 nucleotides. RefSeq names its product ABC transporter A family member 2-like. NCBI's taxonomy places the organism in Eukaryota, Viridiplantae, Streptophyta, Magnoliopsida, Rosales, Rosaceae. Gene Ontology annotation, biological process: lipid transport; transmembrane transport. The record is from RefSeq and is a predicted model, not a curated record. Gene Ontology annotation, molecular function: lipid carrier activity; ABC-type transporter activity; ATP binding. Bases 1 to 2817 code for a protein of 938 amino acids. The transcript has 16 exons. Gene Ontology annotation, cellular component: membrane; intracellular membrane-bounded organelle.